AUGCUCAUCUGCCUCCCUAAACUCGGCCAUCUUAUCUUCUUUCCCGCUCUCGUCUCCUCCCAGGCUCCAGCAACCACAUACAAUCCUCUGACUAUGUCCUCAAUCAAGAUAACCUACGUACUCAAUCCACCCGCCGACCUUCCAUCUCCAGCACCCUCCGACUUGCCCACUCAAAAGUCACACGAAUACAAAAUCGAUGCUCCGCAGGACGACAAGAAAGCAUUCUAUGCUGCGCUGAGGACAUCACUGGAGGCAGCACGGAACGAGGUCGGGGAUGAGCUGACGAAGUGGCGGGACGUCGUUGGUAAGGCUGAGCUAGGGAAGGAGCCGAAGAAGGUUGUUGAUGAGGAGGGUGAAGAAGAGGAAGAAGAAGAGCAAGCGUGA
This is a messenger RNA of Cyclocybe aegerita, 384 nucleotides long. The record is from the annotation of a GenBank genome assembly. NCBI's taxonomy places the organism in Eukaryota, Fungi, Basidiomycota, Agaricomycetes, Agaricales, Hemipholiotaceae.